UGGAUAUAGAAUUUAAAAAUAAUGAUGCCUCUAGGCUAGGUUAGUAUCUGGUAUUAUGUUUGAAAAGUUUUCUUGAUAUAAGCUUUCGUGAAGUUGCAAUUUGAUCAGGCUAUUGGAAUGUUAUUAGAUUUUAAGGACACUUUGUUCUUGUCACUAGAAUAUUUACAGAUAAUUAUACACAAUACACAGUACAGUCUAUUAACCUACUCCGUAACGUGUUCGAGUGAUGAGAUGUCAAGCCAGAACUUCGUGCGAUUUGGCUGACUAGAUUGGGUUCAGUAGGCAGGGUACGUCCGCGUCUCCUCCCACCAAGAAAGCUUAAAAAUGCAUUCACACUACAAAUCCCACAAUGCAUCUUUUGUCAGUGUUUCUUCUGAAACCCCCUUGAAAUGCAACGAUAAAGUUGGCCGGCGGAGUGAACGUUAUGGAAGUGUUUUAACAUAGCUAUUUCCUUUGUUUCCGAAGAAGACAGUAUAUCAGGAUAAUAAGCGAUAGGCUUAUACCAAGAUGCCGGCCCGUAAGCAGGAGUUUGUAAAGAAGGGGGUCGGCGGGCCUCGAGGAAGCUCGGUUAUAAACUUUAGACCAGUAGUGAGUGCGACGUCUCAACGCCGGAGUUCAGCGGUCUUGCCAUCAGUCUUGACGUUCGCCGUUAUCGUGGCGUCCGGAGGCCUUCUGCUGAUGAUAGAGAAAGGAAUGUUGAAUAAUAUGGAGACACCGCCACCGCGGGGGAACGGCAAGAAUGCAAACUAUCUCCAGCAAGUGAGGCAUCAUGAUUCAACUGUGGACGUGGAAUCUCAAAUUCUGCAGGAGAUCCGUAACCGCACCAUCCGCUCCAUGUGCGGCCAGAAGAACAUGCCCCACAACGUGUGGUCGCUGAGCGCCUUCCAGCGGAAGACGCUGCUGCAGCACAUCCUGGUGAGCGAGGAGCACCGAUUCCUCUACUGCUACGUGCCCAAGGUGGCCUGCUCCAACUGGAAGCGCAUGCUGAAGGUGCUGAGUGGCGCCCUGCCCGGGGUGGAUGCCAAGGGGAAGAUGGACCACCGCGCCGACCUCCUCUUCCUGUCCGACCUGCAGCCGGAGCAGAUCCGGCACCGCCUGCGCCACUACUACAAGUUCAUGUUCGUGCGCGACCCCAUGGCGCGCCUGCUCUCGGCCUACCGCAACAAGUUCGGCGAGAUCGAGUCCUACCAGAAGAAGUACGGCGCCGAGAUCGUCCGGCGCUACCGCAAGGGCCACGCCAAAGACACGAACAUCGCCGGGGACGACGUGACGUUCACGGAGUUCGUGCGCUACCUGUUGGACGAGGACUCGGACCGCAUGAACGAACACUGGAUGCCCAUGUACAACCUGUGCCAGCCGUGUGCCGUAACCUACGACUUCAUUGGGUCGUACGAGCGGUUGGAGGCCGAUGCCGCACAUGUCCUAGAAAAGGUGGGCGCGGCGCCACACCUGCAGUUCCCAGAGCGCCAGUCCUGGUACAAGCCGGUCACCAAAGAGACGUUGCAUUACUACCUGUGCAGCGUACCGCAGAAGCUGCUGCGAGAGCUGCUGCCCAAGUACAUUUUAGAUUUCUCGCUUUUUGGAUACUCCCUCCCCAACACAACCGCAGAACACUGCAGACACUAAAGCAGGGAGAACAGACUUUUAUAAAUGUUAUUUUCAGGUGCUAUUUAAAUAUGUAGCCCUGUUACACUCCCCCAUUAUAUUAGUUCAUGUAAAGAAAGGAUCGGGAAACUGACAGGAUGUGGUUUGGAUGAGGUUGAAACCACUAUGCGAACAGGGAAUAAGGCAGACUCAACUGCAAUGGCAAAAGGAGAUUUUCACCAUCUUUGACACUGUUCAAGGACCCCAACAAUUAGAGGGGAACCCUUAAAACCACCCUUGGAUCUGGACCAGGUGGUAGCCCACCCUGAAGCAGGUCUAGACCUGAUUAGGUGGAUACACGCCAUAUUUUACUAAACCAUCAUCAUACUAUUCGGUCUAUACUUAGAAUAACAACUUAAAGUUGAGAGUACUCAGUGGGAUGGAUGUUUGAAAGGAUGAGUGAAGAGAACUCAACACAUGACUGUCAUGGUGGUGGCAUGCCAUUUUAUUUAAUUUUUUUAAAGCUGCUGUAAGCAAUGUUAGCAGUUCCUGCUGACUUCUCCUAGACAACCAUCAUAGAAAUCCAUCAUGUCCCUUUAAUGUGUUGAGCACACUCAAGAUAACUGGUAGACACUGAUCACCACUGUGAAAUCUUCGACAUUGUUUCAGGCGAGAAUACUGUAUUUUCUGAUUGAAGUGCUUUUUGCCUGUUUUAGUAUUGUCUAUUACAGGGUGUGAGAACAGAUGGUGUAAGGUUUUAUGUAAUAUUGUUCACAGCAGCUUUAAUCCCCCGUCUUCCGCCUAGUUUGCAUCGAGACAGCUUUAGUAUGUACAGUAUCGAGGAAACUUAAAAACUAUGCAACUCAUCUGAAAAAGGAAGUUGGUAUAUACCACUUGCAGCUGUUGCUGCAGGUAAGAGCACUUUUCUCUGGCUGGCUACAGAGAACACAGAAUACUCAGCAAUGCAAAUGAGCUCUUGGUUUCUGAUCUUGCAGUGGCAAUUAAUAUUGUAAAUGUUGUAACUUAACAAAAGUCAAGCCUUAACUCAACUGUAUACUCUACUGAAGCUGUCAAUGGACUUAAAAAGCUCUUUUGAGGAUCAUAGAUGUGAUUUUAUUGGCUUGAUACGAGUUCAUAUUUUGGCAGCCAAUCACAUCCUUUCUAUGGUAGAAUCCUUCCUUAUUUAAAUUGGCUCCACCAGUGGACCGGUUCCCAACACCUGCUGUGAAGAGCGAGUCACACACACCCAGCACUCCAUACACCUCUACUGCCAGCCGGUACCCAAGACACACUCCACUGUUCUACCACAUAUUCACGCACACAGGAAGAGAAAUCCAAUAAACACAUUCCUGAAUCAGACCGAUGUUAUCUAUGACAAGUUUAUUGGAGCCGAAUGAAUAAACAAACUACUUCACGAUUUUAA
Clupea harengus (Atlantic herring) is the source of this 3007-nucleotide messenger RNA. RefSeq names its product carbohydrate sulfotransferase 14 (gene chst14). The record is from RefSeq and is a predicted model, not a curated record. Gene Ontology annotation, cellular component: membrane. NCBI's taxonomy places the organism in Eukaryota, Metazoa, Chordata, Actinopteri, Clupeiformes, Clupeidae. Gene Ontology annotation, molecular function: sulfotransferase activity. Gene Ontology annotation, biological process: carbohydrate biosynthetic process; dermatan sulfate proteoglycan metabolic process.